Messenger RNA from Sinocyclocheilus rhinocerous, 1102 nucleotides. RefSeq names its product FAS-associated factor 2-like. Gene Ontology annotation, molecular function: protein binding. Bases 18 to 254 code for a protein of 78 amino acids. NCBI's taxonomy places the organism in Eukaryota, Metazoa, Chordata, Actinopteri, Cypriniformes, Cyprinidae. The transcript is spliced from 5 exons. The record is from RefSeq and is a predicted model, not a curated record.
UUGAGGAACGUAGGGCAAUGUGCCAGCUACAAGAUCAGGGAUAUAGUGCUUCAUUGUUGGCGGACAGAGAAAAGGAGAUGAGACGCCAACAACUUCAGGCUCAGGAGGAAAGACGCCUAAAGGCAAUUCAUGAACGACGACAGAGGAUGGCGUCUGUCCCAGAGCCUUCAGAUGGUGUCCCUCUAAGGUUUAAAUUUCCGAAUGGACAGAUGAAAAGCAGAAAAUUUAGGAUGUCAGAAUCAGUUCAGGUUUGAGGAUGGGUUACAAACCCUGGGUCUGCUUGGGUAAAUCAAGAGUCAACCAUGUUUUUGAAGACCUUUUUACUAACCUUGAAAAGCCACUUCAGGCCAAAGAUUUGUCGUCUUUGUUUGAAGUGUUUCUCUCACCAGUGGGAAGCAACAGACGGCAACAGGAGAACCAGACCAUCUGCUUCUGGAGGGACUGGCUUAUAGAUGUUGAAGAAGGAGAAUGCAGUCCUCUAACAAUGGAGAUGGUCCUUGAAUUUGCUUCAGGAGCAUCAGCCUUGCCUCCACUGGGGUUUUCUCAACCUCCCCAACUCCAGUUUCUACAUGGAACUUCAGACUACAAACGAAUAUAUCCUGAGGCCAAUACGUGUCUAAUAAUACUCAGACUGCCACUUCACAACAGCUAUGAUGACUUCAAAACAUACAUGACUGAUGGGAUACUGCAGGCUCCAACCUUUGGCGUUUCCUAAGAAUGACUUGUGACAUGCAGCCCCAGCAUGGUCUUCAGUUCAUUUGGUGGGACCCAAUUGAAAACAUUAUUAAUGGCUGUUGUGUCUUAAGUGACUCAAGGAUUAAAUUGUGUGUUGUUUGGAGACUAAUUUACUUAAUCUGUUUAUCACUUUGAUACAUUUCUUCUGAAGUCAUCUAGAGCUUCUAGAUCUAUUGUUAAACUGGUUUUCUGUUCAGUUCUCACAGUUUAGGAGAAGUGUAAAAUGACUCUUACUACAAUUUUUCUAUGCUGGAGUUCUGAAAACCUUUUUUUAUUCUAGUCACUUAUACCUAUUGUUAGCAAACUAGUUCUGUUCUUUCAGGUUAGGGGAUGUAUACAAAAUGUCUGAUUUCUUUUUAUAAGCAGA